This is a messenger RNA of Cylindrotheca closterium, 924 nucleotides long. Lineage: Eukaryota; Bacillariophyta; Bacillariophyceae; Bacillariales; Bacillariaceae. The record is from the annotation of a GenBank genome assembly.
AUGUCGUAUGAGGAUACCAUGAGUAAGGUAAAUCCUUACAAGUCCGGCAUGUUUCAGAAUCUGUUCACUAGCUAUCAAGCAUUUCCAGCUCUCAUUACCGUAACGCAGGACAGUACUCCAAGGUUGAUGAUACCAGAUAAGUCCUACCAACAAGUGAAGAACGGGAACGGAAAACGCCUCAAGAUGGUCAUUCCGUCCUUUCAGCGGGCAUUGGCGAUCCAGUUGCAUUCGCAUCAAAACGACUUUCCAGCCUUGACCAAUGCCUUGACUAAAGUGGGAACCUUUCCCCUUGGUAUGGAUCUUAGGGACUAUCGUGGAUGCUUGGACCCAAGGAUCUCUUACAACGAGUCGGCUCCCGACUACGAAGUCAAGACAGCAUUGGAGAGGAACAUGCCACUCUUUACUGUUUGUCGAUCGUUUGAUUGUUCUUACUCGUUUCCCAUACCAAACUAUGGAGAUUAUCAAGUCAUGAAGAUGGCAGACAAAAUGGGUUGGGACAAGCAGCAGGAAACUUGGAAUGCACAAUUCCCUUGGGAUCAAAAGCUGUCUAAGGUGUACUGGCGAGGAGGAAUGAAAGGUGCCAGAGUUGAGUUUUUGGAUCGUGUCAAGACGGCAGUGAAAGAUGGUAACAGCACCUAUUUGGACGUGAAGGAAGCUGGCUGUCCCAAGAAUGCCGAUCCAGACUUUUGUAGUCCAAAGGAACCCCUCGAUAGUUCCAUGAAAUAUAAGGCCGUCUGCGAUAUUGAUGGGAACUCAUGGUCAGCGCGCUUUCCCCGCUUACUGUGCUAUAACUCAGCUGUCAUCAAGGUGACCCUGGAAGAAGAUUACGAAGAAUACUUCAUGGCGGAUUUGCAACCAAACGUUCAUUUCAUACCAGCAUCUUUGGAUAAUUUUACCUACAUGGCAGAGUACUACAUGAAAUAA